Zootoca vivipara (common lizard) is the source of this 1959-nucleotide messenger RNA. It is a transcript of the gene CCDC28A, whose product is annotated as coiled-coil domain containing 28A. The record is from RefSeq and is a predicted model, not a curated record. NCBI's taxonomy places the organism in Eukaryota, Metazoa, Chordata, Lepidosauria, Squamata, Lacertidae.
GGGAUCUAGCGAGGAGGAAGAAUUUUGGUUUCCGUUCUCUUUCGUCAGUCAGAAAAGAGCUUUACUUGGAAAAUGGUGGCAAAAUUGGCCUUCUAACAGCCGGAAAUUAUUUCUAGCACUCAGAUAUUUUAGAUGUGAUAAAAGGCUCUACCAGGGUUCUUUCAUCUAUUCCUUAAACAUAUUUUAAAAAUAUGCAAUUUUCGGAAUAAGUAUUGGCUUUAAGUUAGAUGAGUUUUUUUUUUGUUUCCCGUGUUUUUGCCCCGCUCUCCUAGAACAGCAACUUUAUUUUAAAUUCUGCAUUCCCUUCCCAUCAGCUUUUUUAAACGAAUAUCAUGCCAGGAGAGAGUUGGUAUUUUUUUAUUGUCUUUUAAAUAUCAUUAUUAAAAGUGAUUUACCUGACGCUACUGCUUGCCCUGCAGCAAAUUGGACCAUCCACCUUCAUCAGACAGUCAUAGAAUUGUAGACUUGGAAGGGAUCCUGGGGGUCAUCUAUUCCAACCCCCUGCAGUGCAGGAAUCUCAGCUAAAGCAUCCAUGGCAUAUGGCCAUCCAGCCUCUGAUUAAAAACCUCCAAGGAAGGAGAGUCCACCACUUUACAAGGGAGUUUGUUUCACCGUUGAACAGGUCUUACCAUCAUUGUCUUUUCCAGGCUAAACAUACCCAGCUCCCUCAACCGUUCCUCCUAAGGUUUGGUUUUCAAACCUUUGAUCAUCUUGGUCUCACCCUCCUCUGCACAUGUUCCAGCUUGUCAAUAUCCUCCUUAAAUUGUCGUGGCCAGAAUUGGACAAAGUACUCCAGAAGCAUUAACCAUAUAGUACCAACAAUCUGUGAAAAUGGAAGAAAGAAAAACUAAGAGGAGGAGUCCCAAAUCAUCCACUUCUCAUGUCACUCAAGUGGUCAACAAUAAGAAAAAUUCUGUGCCUCCUAGCAAAAGUGCAGUGUUUUCAAAUCCUGCACCACAGCCACCUUCACAGAAACCAAAGUUUAAAAGGGGCAUGAAAGAGAAAGCCAAAGCACCAGGAGCAGAAAGCAAAGGAGCGCAGUCUGCUCCAAUCCAGCACUCAUUUCUCACUGAUGUAUCAGAUGUUCAAGAGAUGGAGAAAGGACUUCUGAGUCUUCUGAAUGACUUCCACUCUGGCAAACUUCAAGCAUUUGGAAAUGAAUGUUCCAUAGAGCAAAUGGAACAUGUAAGAGGAAUGCAGGAGAAGCUGGCCCGCUUGAAUCUAGAGCUUUAUGGGGAGUUGGAAGAACUUCCUGAAGAUAAGAGAAAAGUAGCUAGUGACUCGAAUCUUGAUAGACUGCUGUCAGAUCUGGAAGAACUGAAUUCCUCUAUACAAAAACUUCAUUUAGCAGAUGUUCAAGAUGUUCCGAAUACCAGCACAAGCUAAAAUGCACCUUGUCUUUUUUGUGUUUCGGAAACCCAGGGUGUCUUAUUUCAUUUCCAGUGGACUCUCUCUCUUGGGUCUGCAGCAAAGUAUCUAUAUGCAAGUGAACAUAUUCACACAUUCCUCUUAGCAGAUGCAAGUUCUACAUAUCUGUCAGGGUUGGAAACUAGGGUACAGGAUGACCAUGUCUUGCUGCUAUGCUUUGUAUUACUGCCUUAUCUACCAUGAAGUGUUUGGAAAACUUGAAAAUGCGUUUUUAUGCUGAGUGUUCGGAUGAUUUUGAGUUCUAUAGAAGUAUGAUUUUUAAUAUAACAUGUUCAACUUUGAUUAAAUUAAUAAUGGAGCGUGGUGUUCCUGCUGCUUUCCCACAGUGCAGACAAUCAGCUUAGACGUUCCUGUGUGUCUUUUUUUUUUGCGGGUGAUGCUGUUAAAUGAGUGUUUAAUUUAUUUCAGCAAUAAAAUAAUUCUAAAGAUUGCUAGUGUUUUUCUCUACAGUAACAAUUUAUAUGUCUACUACUGAGAGGUUCUUUAAGUGUGGCUUAUUUUGGUAGGGGGCAAGGGUAGGAAUUAUACUGC